This is a messenger RNA of Carassius gibelio (silver crucian carp), 3123 nucleotides long. RefSeq names its product centrosomal protein of 97 kDa. The record is from RefSeq and is a predicted model, not a curated record. Lineage: Eukaryota; Metazoa; Chordata; Actinopteri; Cypriniformes; Cyprinidae. Gene Ontology annotation, molecular function: protein binding. Bases 16 to 894 code for a protein of 292 amino acids. The transcript is spliced from 12 exons.
CAGAUAACUUCUAAGAUGUUUAUGGAUGGACAGAGACUACACUCACUUCAUGGCGGCGUUUCUGACAGGGAAGAGAAAAAGGAAUUGUGGAUUAUUUUAUCCAAUCAAAUAGACGAUUGUUGCCUGGCGGUGAUACAAGCGGGAACUAUAGCGGCGUCUGACGAAGAUCACAUCGCUGAUCCAUUGUUCCAGAUGUCAAAUUACGAAGGUCCAGGUUUAUUAGACCUUUCCAGUCAGAGCCUCCACAAACUGGAUCCGAAGUUUUUCAGUCACGGGGAGUCACACACUCUUAUUCUGGACCAAAACAACAUUAUUAAGCUGGAGCACCUAGAGUGUAAUCAAGUUCUUAAGCAGCUGUCUGUGGCAAGCAACCGUCUGGUACGCAUGAUGGGUGUUUCAAAGCUGAUUCAUUUACAAACUCUGAAUCUCCCAAACAACAGUAUCGGCUAUAUUGAGGGACUGAAGGACAUGGUUAAUCUGAAAUGGCUCAAUCUAGCUGGAAAUAACAUAAAGGUCAUUGGGCAGCUCAACAAUUGUGUUUCCCUUCAACAUCUUGAUAUGUCAGAUAAUAAUAUUGCUCACAUAGGAGACCUCACAAAGCUCUCAGCAUUAAAGACUCUUCUUCUUCAUGGAAACAUCAUCACGACUCUACGUACUGUUCCUGCCCACCUGCCAGCAAACGUAACUGUCCUGUCGCUAGCAGAGAAUGAGAUCAGAGACCUGGCUGAGGUGUCAUAUUUAGCUCCACAGCACAGUCUAGAGCAUCUGUCCAUCAUGAGUAACCCAUGUGUCAUGGCCACACCGUCUCUGCCUGGCUGUGAUUAUCGCCCGUAUGUGGUGAGCUGGUGUCUCAGUUUGAAGGUGUUGGAUGGAUUUGUGGUUUCACAGAAAUAGGGGCUAAAAGGAGAAUGGCUCUACAGUCAAGGUAAAGGCCGUAUGUUUUGCCCCGGACAGCACACACAGCUGGUCCAAUAUUUGGCAUCCACGUGUCCCCUGACAGCCACAACUGCCUUGGAGUCAGCAGAGGAUGCUAAAUAUGAUAGAAUCCUCAACAAACAAAGACAGCAUCAAAAACAGCUGCAGCAAACCCGUCACUGCUGCUCGUGUCCAUCCAGCCCCACACAUCUAGAUGUACGGCGCAUCCUUAAGAACAUAGAAGGGGAUGUCAUCACUCAGGCAGAUAUGGAUCCAGGAAUUCAGGUAAACACGUGGACGGGCUCUGUGUCUCCACCCAUGGUUGCUGCUGCCAGGCUUCCACCUGCUACUGAAGACAUGCUACUGACAGCGGUGAAGAAGAGUCUGAUGAUUCUCUGGCUCCUCCCACAUCCACUCAGUACCACCCAUCCAAGGAAGAGUCAGUAGAUAGAGCUGUCAUCACUCUGACAUAUGGAUCAGAUAAUGUUGACAGAAUUGACAGAAUAAUUGACAGAACUGCCUGCUCCGACAUUAACAGGCAGCAGCAUGCAUUAAAUGCUGAUGCUGUGUUACACAACAGUACUGUAGAGGAUUCCAAUUGGACUGGGAUACAGAAAGCUGCUGUGCUGCAGUGUGAAAUAAAACGAUGUGAACCACAUGAUGCAACUGUAAGGAUUCAGUCUUGGUGGAGGGGACACAGGACACGGUACUGUCACCCACAAGCCAAAGAAGUGCGAGCUGAGAUCCGCUUGCGUAGGAUGCAGGAUCACAUUGUUCACUUGACCGUAGAACUGGUGAAACAAUUCACUGUUCAAUACCUCAUGUUUGCCCAUCAUGUUAUAAGGUGUAAAGGAAGGAAAGGGAUUCAGUUUUAUCUUAAUGGUCCUGAAUCAUUCUGGUACAUUUGUUAAACACUGUUUUCUGAUUAGUUCAAACAAUAAAACAACUUCAGCAAUAACGUAAGCUUAAACUGUGUGAAUCAUUUUGCUGUAACUAUUAUGUAUUGCAGAGUGCGCAAGCAACAAGAAGAAGAUCAACUACAGAGACGUGUGCAAGAAGAAGCUGUGAAGUUCCUGUGGAAGCAGCUCCAGGUCAUGCUGGAGUGGCAGUCGUCUAUUAACGAGCAGCUCAAUGUGGCAAAGAGUAUUGCAUUAGAUCCCAGCAUUCCUGCAGCAACUCCUAUCCAUACUGAAAUCUCCAUCCCUGAGUCUGGUUUUCAUUCCCCUGGAGAGCUACAGGCAGCACUGGACAACAGCCUGAGCAGCACAGCCACGACUGGAUCUCCAGAAACAGUGUGCUCUAUUGGGCCUCUGAUGGCAGCCAUUGGGGACAGUCAUUCUGGCAGUCUGUUAGAGCAGUAUCUCUCAUCUAUUCAAGGACAGGACAUGGAGGAGGAAGAGGAUAAAGGACCGGGUGACAGAACAUGAACACUUCAAGAGCCAUCUGAUUUCUCUCCUCAUGGUAAAGACAAGCCAUUGUCCUGCCCUUUUCCGACAGGCUAAAAGGUAGCAGAGAAGGUCUCAUUGCCUGCUCUAUCAGACUGAUGUGUCCCAACCUUUCUUGAAGAUCGUAUUCUAACUUUUUUCACUGAACUUCAGUAGACACAUAGACACACCUUUUAUCUUCAUAUUACACAUAAUGUAUGUUCUCAGCAGUCAGACACCUAUUGAACAAGAUAUGAUUAAUUCAGUUUUUUUUUAAAUGACUUGCGGCUGAUGCCGCUUUUCUUUCUAACCAUGAAGUACAGAAUACAUUUACACUGUUGGGAAAUCAGUAUACAGCUUUCUGUUAGAGUCGUUGAAGUAUUUACAUAUUUACAUACCCGGAGUGCCAAGGUCUUUCAGUGCACUUACCAGUUGACUUGUUUCCUUUUAAAUGUACAACCUGGACACCACAACCAGAAGUAGCCUUGAACUGUAGAGAAGUAUGCAGGUAUGUGAAAUAAAUGUGAAUUGACAUGAUAGUCUGCUCCAGUUUCAACCAUUUGAAAGCUGAAUAGCCUUUAUUGUAAAUUUUUAUAUGUGUAUAUCUGGAUAUUUACAGUAUGUGCUGCAACAAGUGGUCAGUGUGGCAUAAGUGUUUUAUAUAUAUAUAUAUAUAUAUAUAUAUAUAUAUAUGUGUGUGUGUGUGUGUGUGUGUGUGUGUGUGUGUGUGUGUGUGUGUUAUAUAUUUAAAAAAUCUUUUUUGCAAAUAAAGUUUUACUUUGAC